CAUUUGUGAUAAGACAAAUUGAAUGUCCUAUAAUGGAUGGCAAUGCCAAAAGCAUUAAAUAUAAAUAUAUAUAACCCAACCCAAGUGAAUCAUAAAUUCUUUCAGUGUUUAAACUGUAUGUGAUAUCUGUGUUGAGUGAAGGUGACACAGGGUAAUGUUUUAUUUUUAUUUUUUUUGUACUGCAAAUAAUGUUACAGUAAAAUAAAAUUUGAUAGAAAUACUGUUAUCUAAAAGGAACAUUAGACUAUUUCUGAAAAUAGGCUCAUUUUCAACUCCUCUACCAUUUUCGAAAUCCGGUUAAUCCAUCUCCAGGUCUGGCAGUAGCACAUUUAGCUUAGCUUAGCAUUGUUCAUUGAAUCUUAUUAGACCGUAAGCAUCUCACUCAAAAAUUACCAGAGAGUUUCGAUAUAUUUCUUAUUUAAAACUCAACGAAUUUUGCUGCCACAUGGGUUCAGCAGAUGCAGUGAUAUUAUGCAGUGCCUAAAAAUAGUUCCUGUAUUGCUGCAACUACAUAAUAUCACAUAAUAUCACAUAAAUGCAUUAUAUCACAGCACCUACUACACCUGUGGUAUGUCAACAAAGUUCAUUGGUUAUUACGCCGUAGUGUAUAGGUGAUGAAUGAGUGUAUAGUUCUUAGCCAUAUCAGCCUAGAAAAUCUCACGAUGUAACUACAGAAGAAUCAAGUUUUAAAUAGGAAAAAUAUCUAAACUCUUUGGUUAAAACAUGCAUUAGGGUUUUUACAUAAUAUAACGAUGGGCAGGCACUGAUUAUUAUCCACCAGGGGGCCCAGUUUGACCAUUGUAAGCUAAUGAUGUUAAUGAUAAAAUAAAAAUUUGACUGAUGUAUUGCUCUCUCUCUCUCUCUCUCUCUCACACACACACACAGACACACACACACACACACACACAGACACACAUAAACACACAAAUAAUACUAAGGUUAAGUGCACUUAGUUAUUUGUAUAAUUUGUAUAUAAGUUAUUAUUUAUCGUAAUUUGAGAAUGAUAAAAAGAACAUCUUCAAAGGAGGCAGGAACAUGUGACCCUCUGUACAAAGAGUCACAUCAUCAGUUUGAAUAAUUAGUUUGUUUUAUUAGUGAGUUUUAAACUUGUCAAAUCAGUUUUAAAUUUAACUUUAUUAUUUUCCCACUAAUAAUUUGUCUUUUUUGUCAUAACAUAUAAAAUUUUAUUUAUGCUUGAACAGCAUCAAUAUGCACUAUAGAAUGCAGUUACUGAAUCAGCGUCAAAGGUUGAUGCAUGAACAUUCAGAGGAAAGAAUUUGAGAACAUGUCAAAAGAGACAUUAUUACACAUACAUAAACACAUAAUUGACUGUCUUUGCUUAAAAAUGUGAGUGUAUUCAUGUCAGAUCAUACUAUACAUGUACUUUAUGUAUGCAUUCAUUCAUACUGUAUGUGGCAAGCAUUUGUAUAAGCGAAGAUAAAAAAAAAAUGUAUUGCAUGUUAGUUCAUUCCUUCUAUUCCCUCCCAUUCCGCCUUUCAGUCUUUAGCAUUUCUUACUGCAUAUCAGAUAAGAAAUGGAUAACUUGCAAAGGAAAGGCUAAAGGUUGUUCUAAUUUGCUACCCACAGAGAUGUACAUACAUACUGUGCAUGACUUAGAACACACAAAUAAAGACUUUUGCACAUUUUGUACGUUAGAUCCUAACAAGUUAUUAUUAUUAUUUUUAUUUUUUUAUGCAGAAUAUUAAAUGUUUCUUUACAUACAAUAAUUACAAAUUUAUUUUUUCUUUAUUUUUUAAAGAUUCUUAAAGCAAUUUUAUUAUUAAUAUUAUAUCUCAUUACAUUAUGAAUCUUUGUUCAGUAACAAACAUGUAGCUUUAAUAAUAUAUGAACACACUUUUUUGAAUAGUUACAAAGAGUCUAGUUUAGUAAAUAAUCAGCACAGGUUGUGUAAGACUAGGUUGACAGAGGUUAAGCAUUACUGUUUUACUGAAUGGGCAAGUUAAUGACCAAAGGUUGCGUGUGAUAUGCCAACCAUGACUUCUUGUGCUGGAGAUCCAUGGCAAGCUACCAAGAGGUUAUGUGCCUGUAUAUUACAAAUAAGGAUUUUUAGGUGAUCUAAGUGAUUUAGUUUGCCAAACAUUAAAACACAUUUUAUACUACACAAAAAUUUUCUAACAAAUAUGAUCCUUGUGGGAUUCAAACCUUAACAGUCUAGACGUGGUUUAGCAAGUAUAUAAUUUACUUAACUCCAAAUUUACAUGUUAAAGACCUCUUUAUGGAUCAUCUUUCCCAAAGUAAAGCUUUUUCUGCUCAUUAUGCUGCAUUAAAAAGCUGACAACUUAGAAAGCAAUGCUCUAACAUGGGUUCCUCAAAGGAACAGCAAUCUGUUAUUUACACAGGCAUUCCUGAUAAGAUUACCGCUGCGUUUAAGAAGUAUGAAAGGCUAACCUGCCCCUUACAGCCCCCAAAGAGCUGCUGUAAUCGCUACAGGGAAUAAUAAAGAGCUUGCUUGUGACCUGCCUCUCUUGGGCUCCCUCAGUGACUGAAGGCAGUAGGUUACUUAAUCAGGGUCUCAGCACUAUUUGAUUGUUUCUGCCUCCAUGGACUGAUAACAACAUUUUUGGAAAAAUCACUGCUGGAGAGAAGCUGUCUCAUUCCUAUAUUGCUUUUAUUAUUUUUACUCUGUUAUUUUAUUCCCACUCUCUCUUCAUUCUUUUCUCUUAUUUUCUUGCACUCAACGGCUGAAUGGAUAAAGCUGGUAUGCCUGAGGCUUGCGGGCCCCUGGCAAGCCAUGAACAAAUCACAGAAACAACAGCACCUAGUUCUAAACUCUUCUGCUGCAGUCGUGUGCGUCGCUGGGUUCCCCUGGCCUACAGAGAGGAGCUCAACCAUGUCCUGCGCCUGUCAGGGCCCCUGCUCAUCUCCAGGAUCCUAAACUUUCUACUGCCAUUUGUCAUCACGAUAUUCUGUGGUCACCUAGGAAAUUCUGAAUUGGCUGGAUAUGCCUUGGCCUCUGCGACUAUUAAUGUGACCACAACAGCCACAGGAUGCGGUCUGGCCCUCGCAUGUGACACACUAGUCUCUCAGACAUUUGGCAGUAAGAACCUUAAGUGUGUGGGGGAGAUUCUCCAGAGAAGCAUUCUUAUCCUCUUACUCUUCUGCCUGCCAUGCUGGGCCAUACUCAUCAAUGCUGAGUCAAUACUACUCACCCUGAGGCAAGAGCCAGAGGUGGCCAGCACUGCACAGCUGUAUGUUAUGGCUUUCCUCCCUGCUGUUCCUGCCAUGUUUCUGCACCAUCUGCAGGUGUCUUAUCUGCAAAACCAGGGCAUCAUCCUGCCACAGCUGUACACAGCAGUUGCUGCCAAUGUUUUAAAUGUAGCAACAAACUACAUCCUUCUUCACUCAAUGAAACUGGGAGUGAUGGGUUCUGCUGCAGCCAACAGUGUUUCACAGAUCUCCAUCUGCCUCUUGCUGUUUGCUUACAUACGCUGGAAAAAGCUGCAUUUGAACACCUGGGGUGGCUGGUCUACUGCAGCACUGCAGGAGUGGGGCUCUUACAUGAAACUGGCUAUUCCCAGCACUCUCAUGCUCUGUUUUGAGUGGUGGGUCUAUGAUAUUGGAGGUUUCCUUGCAGGAAUGAUGGGGGAGGUGGAUCUUGCUGCUCAACAUGUGUUGCUGGAGCUGGGGGCCAUUACUUACAUGUUUCCAUUAGGUGUGCACGCGGCCGCUUGUGUGCGUGUGGGAAAUGCGCUGGGAGCUGGAGACACUAACAGGGCCCUGAUCACAAGUAAAGUUACUCUUAUGAUCUCAGGAGUUUUGGCUAUUUUACAGGGAAUCGUGAUGGGUUCCUCAAAGUCAGUAGUGGGAUACAUCUUCACUUCUGAUGAGAGCAUAGUGAAAAUUGUCUCGGAAAUUCUCACCCUGUACGUUUUCCUGCAGUUUUUUGAUGCUCUCGUGUGUGUGUGUUCAGGGAUUCUUCUGGGUGCUGGGAAGCAGAAGAUAGCAGCAUUGUCCAACUUGAUCUGUUACUACUGCAUUGGGUUACCAGUAGGAAUAUCACUGAUGUUUCUGGCCAAGCUCAGGAUACUUGGUCUGUGGCUUGGCCUCUUGAUUUGUGUCAUUAUUCAGACCUGUUUCUUCAUCACUCUCAUCUUCAAGCUCAACUGGAAGAGAGUUACUGAGAAGGCUCAGAAACGUGCAGGGAAACAUGCAAAGGUAGUGUCUGUUCAAAAGGCACCAUCGAUAGGACAGUCAGUCCUUGAUACGCUUGUUUCUGAAAGGCAGGAGAACGAUGAGCAAGAACCUGAUACUGGAGCAUCAGCAAGUAUCUCUGAACCUUGGGAUGACAUAACUGGAAACAAAUCCCAGCUAACAAGUAAUAGUCCUGAAGUGGCCGGCUUUGUCCAAGUGAGCACCCAAGAUCAGAGUAAACUAGUGAUGGCGAGUGAAAAUGGAGAAACCCAACCUAAAGUCUUGCUCUCUACGAACCAGCUUGUGCUCAGACGAGGACUUACGCUGUUGACCACUGUUCUGAUCCUGAUAGCUGGAGUCGCUGUGCACGUAGCUUGUCCUAUUCCAAAGUCUUUAGGUACUCAUCAAAGCAAUUUAACAAUUGAUUCAAGAAAUGUUUCCACUUCUAACAUCUUCCUCAACACCACAUUGAGCUAACUCUUACGUGAUCCAUCUUAACAUGUUCCCAAUUCUUCAGUGUUAUUUAAGAAAAAAAUAAAUAAUGCAUCUCUGCCAGCUUUUUCAACCUACCACUAAUAACAGUUGAAGGGUUAUGAAAGAGCACUUCUCUCGACGUACAUUAUUCAGUACCAUGGACUUCUUCAAAUCUGGGACACACUCCAAACCCAGCUGUGAAGUCCAAAAUACAGCUAUGUGAGCCCUUGAUGCCUUCAGUGUGACUCUACAAUUUUCAUAGUCAUGAAAAUAAAGAAAACUCUUUGAAUGAGAAA
This is a messenger RNA of Carassius gibelio (silver crucian carp), 4922 nucleotides long. It is a transcript of the gene slc47a1, whose product is annotated as solute carrier family 47 member 1. NCBI's taxonomy places the organism in Eukaryota, Metazoa, Chordata, Actinopteri, Cypriniformes, Cyprinidae. Gene Ontology annotation, cellular component: membrane. Bases 2707 to 4629 code for a protein of 640 amino acids. Gene Ontology annotation, biological process: xenobiotic detoxification by transmembrane export across the plasma membrane. The record is from RefSeq and is a predicted model, not a curated record. Gene Ontology annotation, molecular function: antiporter activity; xenobiotic transmembrane transporter activity. The transcript is spliced from 17 exons.